UUUCAAAUGUAUCAGAUUUUCAUAUUCAUUCGAAAUCGAAAGACGCAAAUCAAAACCCUAACCCUAACUCUAACUCUAACUCUAACUCUAACUCUUUCAAUUGAAAGCAAAGAAGAAUGACGCAAAAAUCGAAACUUUUCAAGGGGCAAAGUAAGAAGAAAUCGAUCCCCGCUAAUCGUCAUGGCAAAGUUCCUCAGACUCGCAAGGGGAAGAGAUUCAUAAAGCCGUCUAAGGUUACAAAGGAUAUGGAUACUGAUCGUGAGGUGAGCAAAUUCAUUAACCAUUGCAAUGAGAUUAAAGCAGCGACUGGAGCUACGAAGGACGGUGGUUAUCUAAGCAUUGUUAAGACGACACCAGCGUCUGCAAGUGGGGCAGAUAAUUAGUUUGCGAUGCAGGGAUAGUUGUGAUACCUGAUUAUAUUAUAUCUUACGAUGAUACUCUUGUGUAAUUGUAAAAGCAAUUUUGAUAAUCUCAUCUUUUCUUACCUUGCCACCUA
Lathyrus oleraceus (garden pea) is the source of this 496-nucleotide messenger RNA. RefSeq lists its product as uncharacterized. The record is from RefSeq and is a predicted model, not a curated record. Bases 117 to 383 code for a protein of 88 amino acids. The transcript has 3 exons. Lineage: Eukaryota; Viridiplantae; Streptophyta; Magnoliopsida; Fabales; Fabaceae.